AUGGGCUACACCGACAGAGCACAAAAGAGCUUCAUUGCAGAGUGCAAUGCUUUGAGAAAUGUGCGGCAUCGCAAUCUAGUUCCUAUCUUAACGGCAUGCUCAAGCAUUGAUUCAAGUGGAAAUGACUUCAAAGCAUUGGUUUAUAAAUACAUGCCACGAGGAGACUUGCAUAAAUUACUGUACUCAACUCCGCGUGAUGAAAGAUCUUCAGAUCUGUGCUAUGUUUCACUGGCUCAAAGGUUAAACAUUGCGGUUGACGUGUCUGAUGCAUUGGCAUAUCUACACCACAAUAAUCAAGGAACAAUUAUUCACUGUGAUCUCAAGCCUAGCAACAUUCUUUUGGAUGACAAUAUGACAGCUCAUGUUGGAGACUUUGGACUUGCAAGGUUCAGAGUUGACUCCAGAACAACCUUUGGCAACUCAAAUUCAACUUCUUCGUUUGCGAUAAAUGGAACCAUUGGAUAUGUUGCUCCAGAAUGUGCCAUGGGUGGUCAAGUUUCAACUGCUGCAGAUGUAUACAGCUUUGGAGUUGUUCUCCUUGAACUAUUCAUAAGGAGGAGACCAACAGAUGACAUGUUCAAGGAUGGAUUGAGCAUUGCAAAAUACACAGAGAUGAACAUCCCAGAUAAGAUACUGCAGAUCGUUGAUCCUCAGCUGGUACAUGAAUCGGGCCUCUCCCAAGAAAAUGAAGCACGCUGCCUUCUUUCUGUACUGAACAUUGGACUCUGCUGCACCAAGUCAGCCCCGACUGAGCGUAUCAGCAUGCAGGAGGCGGCUGCGAAGCUAAAUGCAAUCAGGGAUUCAUUUCAAAGAUGA
Oryza brachyantha (malo sina) is the source of this 816-nucleotide messenger RNA. RefSeq names its product probable LRR receptor-like serine/threonine-protein kinase At3g47570. Gene Ontology annotation, biological process: protein phosphorylation. Gene Ontology annotation, molecular function: ATP binding; protein kinase activity. The transcript has 2 exons. Lineage: Eukaryota; Viridiplantae; Streptophyta; Magnoliopsida; Poales; Poaceae. The record is from RefSeq and is a predicted model, not a curated record. The coding region runs from base 1 to 816 and encodes 271 amino acids.